Molecule: messenger RNA, 5232 nt
Organism: Pediculus humanus corporis (human body louse)
Lineage: Eukaryota; Metazoa; Arthropoda; Insecta; Psocodea; Pediculidae
Product: Spectrin beta chain, putative
Exons: 4
Coding region: 1-5232 (1743 amino acids)
Source: RefSeq, a predicted model, not a curated record
AUGGAAAAUGAAUUCGAUGCUGUAACAAAAAAAGAUUUAACUGGAAAAAUUUAUCCGGAGAAUGAUGAUAACGUUAAAGUUAACGUUCCCGGAAAUAAAUUUUUGGAAUCUAUUAAAUCUGGAAAAAGAGAAAACGUCAAAAGGAAAAUAAAUUCGAACGUCAAACAAUUAACGACGACUAAUAAUUUACUUACUGGAAAAAUAAAACCUGAUAAGUUAUCAAAUAAUUUGUUGGAUCCGAAUUUAGAACUCACACUCGAUUUGGAAAAACUUGAUAAAAAAAUUAACGACAUUAAAAAAUUAUUGAAAUUAAACGAUACGGAUACCGCUCCCACGAAUGAUGAAGACGGGAUAAGAGUGAGAAGGAAAACGGAAGCGGAUAGAGCUGCUAAUAGGAUAGCUAAAAUGUUUUUGACUUUAUCUGCAAUGAACGGUUACAACGAUAGGAGAAGAACGAGAUGCAAGGAUGAUUAUUACGAUAAUGGAUGGAAUGAUGGUGAUAACGAUGGCGUUGAUAAAACUCAAAUCGUCGCGAAGAAAACCCCGAGUUCGAACGAAGAAAGAUACAAAAUUAAAAAAUGGAUAGAAGAAUUGAAAAGCAGAAGAUCCAACAGAUACUGUCCUUGCAAUCAAUAUAAUAAAAACGAUGAAGAUGUUUUCCCCCUGGAAAGCAGACUGGCUCGAGAUUAUUACAUGAACGGUAGAGGAGGAGAAGACGAAAGUAGUAGCGAAGAUUCGACAAACGAUGCGACGAAUCUAUUGAGGCCAUUGAUUGUAAAACAUGGUUAUUUUCCUAAGGGAAAAAAUUACAAAGAUGGAUACUAUAAUAAAUUGAGGAUGGUACCCCCGAAAACGAGUGCCGUCGACGAAACGUUGAGAGCUUUAAGAGCCAGAGGUAGAAGAAAACUCGAACUUCCGAUUGAAGAUUUAGAACUUUAUCGUACGAGAGCGAAAAAAAUUUUACAAAACGCCGAAGAUAUUUUAGAAAAAAUCAAAAUGGAAGAAGAAAAAAGAAAUUCCGACGUGGCGGGAUAUUUCGGAACCCCGAUUAAAGAAUUGAUGUCGAGAAUACAAUCGAAUCCUAGGAAUAAUGAUAAUAACGAAUUCAUACGAAUAUUGAAAAAAAAUCUCGGAUGGGCUCCAUUUCAAAAAGACAAUAAUAACGAUCACGACGACGACGACGACGACAAAUUUUCCGACAGCAUCAAAUCAUAUUUUCUAGAUCCCUAUGAAAAAGCUCGUCAGUUAACCGAAGAAAGUGCUAAAAGAUUAUCUACUUUCCUUUUGCAAAAUUUAUCUAAAUUGGGUAAAAAAGAUGAGGACGUAACAAUAAGUGAUAAGGCAGGAAUCGAGGAAUCGUUGAAAGCUUUGCAGGGUCAAGUCCCCCAGAAUAAAGAAUCCAUUCAAUCUGACGAUUUGAAAAAAGAAAUCGUGGAAGAUGACCGUGGUCCCCCCACCGACAGCGAUUUACAAACGAGAGAAAACGAACAAACGAAUUCAUCAGGGUAUGGAAAUUACAAACCUUUCGGUAAUCAAUUACUCACGGGCCCUUUGAAAAAAAUCGUCGAAGACAUAAUCAAAGAACAACAAGCUCAAAUGACGGAAUUUUCCGAUAAAAUCAACAGGGAAAAAGAAGAAUUUUCGAAAGAUUUUAACGACGACGACGAAUCGGAUUUGAAUAUGAAAAAAUUACAAGAGAUCCUUGCAGACAACAAGGCAAAAGAAGAAGAAGAAGAAGAAGAAAUUAAAAAUGUGGAUGCUGCGGCGAUUGAAAAUGAUAAAAUGGUCCAGGACACGAAUUCUGAUAAUUUAGAAAAAGAAACUUUGGAAAAUCAAAAUUUACAAGAACCACGUGAUGAUACGUCAACGAACGUUUUAAAAGAGUCGGAAAAUAAUAACGGACCAGAAAAAUUAACAUCAAUGGAUGAUGAUGAUGAGGAAAAAUUAAAAGAAAAAAUGGUCGAAAGUCAAAAUUUAUCCAAUGAAUUCGUCGACGGUGGUGAAAAAAACGAAGAAGAAUUGAAAAAAGACGAAGAUGAGGAAAAAGUCGAAGAAGAUGACAAAGAAGACAAAUUAAAACAAGUUAUGGAAAAAUUUAAUGAUGAUAAUGAUGAUUUGUUAAGUAAAAACGAAGAAAAAAUUUUGGAAAAUUUAAAAAAUCAAGAAGGUGGCGAUGAUGAUGAUGAUGCCGCAACGGUAAAAGAAAUCGUGAAGGAAAUUAUCAAAAGCGAUGAACAAGAAUUCGAAAACGAUAAAACAAAUUUGAAAGAAGAGGAAAAAGAAAAUUUUACACCGGCCGGAAGUGAUAAUCUAGAAUUGAAACGAGAAAAAAUCGAUGAAAAUUCGAAUGAAAAGGAAAUUAACGGAGAGAAUAAAGAGGAUUCGAAUGAAAAGGAAAUUGACGGAGAGGAUAAAGAGGAUUCGAAUGAAAAGGAAAUUGACGGAGAGGAUAAAGAGGAUUCGAAUGAAAAUUUACAAAAAACAAACGAGAACCCUGAUGAAGUACAGGAAGAAGUUGUUGUUUCAAACGAUACACCAACGGAAAACGAAGAAAAUUUACAAAAAACAAUAGAAGAUGAUGGUGAAACGACAAACGCGGAAGAUCAAAACGUACAACAAAUGAGAGAGGAAUCAAGUGAAAACAAUAAAAACGAUGCGGAGGAAGAAAAUUCUAAAAAAGCAGAAGAAGAAGAAGAAGCAACAGGAAACGUUUCGAAUGAUGAAAACGUACAACAAACGAACGAAAACGUCGAAGAAAAAGAAACGAUUACGAAAGAUGAAAUCAACGAUGAUUUACAAGGGGAUGAAAAUUUACAAAAAAUAAAAGAAGAAUCGAAUGAAAAAGAGGAAAACAAUAUGGAAGAACAAGUCCAAGAAAUUCUCGAAGAAUUAAACGAAAAAGAAAUGAAAGAAGAGGAUAAAACGUUAAAUUCACCUUCGGAAUCAAGUUCGGAAUAUGAAAAUCUCCAGGAAACAAAGGAAGAAAACCCAAAAACCGAAUCUAUCCGAAUCGAAACGGAAAGUAACGAAGAAUCCAAUGAUGAAAAUGACGAUGCGAACGAAUCAAAAAAUGAAAAAGUGCAAAAAUUUUUUGACGAUGAAAUAAAAGAAGAAUUAAAAGAAAUAAAUGAUGCCGCCGCGGACAAUGAAAACGCAGAUUUAAAAAACGAUUCUUCCGAAAUGGAUAAUUUAAAAAGCGUUUUGAAAAAAGAAAAAGAAGAAGAGGAAAAAGAAGAUGGGGAAAAAACCCAACAGGAAACGAUUAACGAUGAAGGAAAUGAUGAUGAUGAUGAUAAUUUAAAUAAAUCAACAGAUGCAGAAAACGUAACCGGGAUGAAAGACAAAACAAUAAUAGACGAAGAUGUUAAAGAAACGGAAAAAAUUAUAAAUUCUCAAGAAGAAAAUGAAAUGGAAAACGUUGGGAAAAUAAACAAAACGGAUGAUGAAAAUGACGAAAUGAAUAAUAAUGAUAAUGAAAAUUCAAAUAUGGAAAACGAACGAGUCGAAAAUUCAAAUAUUGACAAAGAAAUAACCGAAUCUAAUUUAAAUGAAAAUAAUGAUGAGAUGACGGAAGCAGAAGAAAAAAUUUUAAAUUUUGUCGGAAAAGAGGAAAAUUCCCGAGAAGGAAACGAUGAUGACGUUGGUUUGACGAAUGGGGAAAAACUAAUUGGUACAAAUGACGACGAAUUUCAAUCCGACGACAGUAACGAAGAGAAAGUUGCGAAUCCUUCCGAGAAAAGUUCGGAAGUAGGGAAACCGGAAACUCUCGAGGAAAAUAAAAGACAACCAAUAAAAAACGAAGAGUCCGAUGAAGAAAGUGAUUUGGCGAGUACUCAAAACAAAGAAAUAGAUAAUGAACCGGAAACGAACCUCGACGGAAACUCAAACGAACAAGAUGAAAACGUUGAAAAACCAAACGUGAAAAGUGAAGAAGAAAAAGAAGCAGAAGAAAAUGUUGAAAAAACUUCGUCUCUAGUGGAUUCAGAUGAUAAAAUCCUCUCGUCGGAAAAUUUUAUCGCGGGAGAUGAUGAAAAAGAAUCUUUAGAAAAAUUACAAAGUAAUCAAAAUGAAAGAGAAAAAGAUGAACAAGAGGUAAACGACAACGAUUUGACAUCUGAAUCAUCGGCAGAAGAAAGGAUUGGACAACAGGAAGACGUAAAUAAAUCCGUGUCAGACGAAGAAGGUAAAUUAAAUGAAUUAUACGACAAUUUCUAUUGGCCGUCAUCUGAACAAUCGAAAGAUUGGCUUUCGGAGGAUUUGUCUAAAAAAAAUAAUUUAGGAAAAAAAAUCCCAGAAGAAGCUAAUUUAAAAUUAGAAGAAGAAGAACAACUUCAAAGCGGUCGUAAAAUAUCAUUAUCGAGUCAUGAAGAAAACAUUUCGGAUGACGUUUUGCAAGACCCUAACAAAUCCGACAUCCAAGAAACUCAAUCUUAUCCAUCGGUAGGAGACGAAACAUUAAAAACCGAAAAAUUAGAUGUUCUUAACGAUGUUGCAAGUGAAGAACAACAACAAGGAAUGGAUGAUGACGAUACCUACGAUGUGAAAGAAAAAAACGAAUUCGAAGAACCGAACGUCGGAUCUGAAUCAAUCGUGAAUCCACACGAUGAUAAGUUUGUCAUCGAUAAUGACUCGAACGAGUUCGAUAUUUCUUCAAAAGAAAAAAUCAGUGCGGAAAACAUCAUGCGAGAAAAACCGUUGAAGAAACCAUAUAACGAACGAAUUUGGGACAGGCACGGAUACAGAGGAGAACCAUUAUCUUAUUAUGACGACUUACCGGAAGCAGAACCCUACGAAGUCCCGAAAAGUACCGAAGACAACGUUCCUCCGUUUCUUUUUAAAAAAACUAAAACUCUUUCGUCCGGUGAAUCUUCUUUAAACGACGACAAUUUAUUAAAAUUCGAUCCGGCAAAACCUAAAACGAGACAAAUAAUUAUACCCAAAGCCAUUGAAAAAAUAAUAAAAGAUUUAAACGAUAAUAAAAACGACGGGAAUGACGACAUCGAUUCGAUUCAAAAUCUCGAUACCGAAUCGAUCGAUAAAUACAUUGAUAAAAUUGAUAAAGCCGAAUACGAGAACAGUAAUUUAAAUGACGAUACCGAUUGUAAAAAGGAAUGCAGUUGCGUCGAAGAAGUAGACAUGAGGUCUAGAAAAAUUGGAAGGUACGAAAUCGUCAAAGAUUUUCUUCAUUGGGUCAAAGACCUUCGAAUGAAUCGGGUAUUGAGCGACGAUUAG